Messenger RNA from Trifolium pratense (red clover), 1038 nucleotides. RefSeq lists its product as uncharacterized. The transcript has a single exon. Gene Ontology annotation, molecular function: RNA-DNA hybrid ribonuclease activity; nucleic acid binding. Lineage: Eukaryota; Viridiplantae; Streptophyta; Magnoliopsida; Fabales; Fabaceae. The record is from RefSeq and is a predicted model, not a curated record. Bases 1 to 1038 code for a protein of 345 amino acids.
AUGGGUUAUAUUCAUAUUAAUACUGCCUCAAACAACUCUCAGGACUUAUGGAAAGCUAUCUGGAAACUAAAUGUGCCCCCCAAGCACACUCAUCUCCUAUGGAGAGUCCUAAAGAAUGCCCUACCUGUUAAGAACAAUUUGUUCAAAAGGGGUGUCAGAUGUGACCCCCUCUGCCCUCGUUGCACUAAUUGUCUAGAAACUACCAACCAUGUGUUUUUAGAUUGUGAAUGGACGAAACAAGUCUGGUUUGCCUCAUCCUUAAACCUAAAUCUAGGGCAAAAUCAGAUCACUGAUGUCUAUGACUGGAUCAGAUACAUGAUUAACAAUACAAACAAGGAUUGCAUAGAACAAAUUACAGCUAUCAUAUAUGGUAUAUGGUAUGCGAGAAAUAUGCUUGUCUUUCAGGAGAAACUCCUACCACCUCAAGAGAUCAGCUCCAUAGCCACCAAGCAGCUUCAAGAAUACCAACUUCAUGGCUUUGAACAGGAAAUCCACGAGCCCCAGGUGAGAACAAAAAGUUGCAGCAACGACAUCAGCUGGAGUCCACCGCUUAGGGGCACCCUUAAGAUCAAUGUGGAUGCUCACCUAAGCAGUGAUGGCCAUUGGUCGACGGGGUUGGUUCUAAGACGGGUGGAUGGGAGCACCGUCGGGGUUGCGACUAGGACUCACGAUGGAGCAAUGGAUACUGUCACGGGUGAAGCUAGGGGUUUAUUGGAUGCAAUAGAGUGGAUUGAAAAGAUGGGGGUUCGAAACGUGAUUUUCGAACUCGACUCACAAGUUGUGGUUAAUGCAGUUAGGAAGCAAAGAGAGAUUCGAAGAAAUUGGGGUCAAGCUGUGCGGCGAUGCAAACAAUUCCUCAGUACAAACCCUAGAUCUGAUAUCAAUUGGGUCCCUAGGAGGGCUAACCAAGCUGCCCAUGAAAUGGCUAGGUGGGCUGAAGUUGAGCCCAAUAAGGAUUGGACUUCAAAUUUCCCCUCUUGUAUUUGGCCUAUUAUCCAAAAAGAAAUAGGCAAUGUAAUUCCCUCUUUUUUUGAUUAA